Paramecium sonneborni is the source of this 834-nucleotide messenger RNA. The record is from the annotation of a GenBank genome assembly. Lineage: Eukaryota; Ciliophora; Oligohymenophorea; Peniculida; Parameciidae.
AUGAGAUAAUAAAUUUGUUAACCCACAUAUGGAGUAGGUUUAACAACUUCAUUUUAAUAAAUUUCUUAGCCAACAAUAAAAAUAGUUUCUCAACCUUAAUUCUAGAAUUAAAUUCAACCAAUAGCUCAAUAACCAUUUUAACAAUAGUAACAAACGAGCUUUUCAUAGUAAUAUAAUAGACCAAUAGUACCUAUCAAUGGUAAUGGAAAUUUAAGUCGUCCUGGAUGGGAUUUACAUACACGUUAAAGAUUUCAUACAUCAUAGUCUAAUGUUUCUCCAUAAAAUUAAAUGCAAGUUUUGGAUCUCUAAUAAAUUGAAGAGCCUUGGAAAAUAAGAGUUUAAGAGUUAUAAAAUAAAAUUAGCAUUUUAGAAGCUCAAUAAUAAAAAUAAUAGGAUUAAGAUGAAGAAACUGAAUUAUCAUAAGCAUAUAGCUAAAUUUAAUAGUUAGUUAAUACAAUUAAAAUAUUAUAAGAGGAAAUAUAAUAACUAUAAGAAAAAGUAGAUAUAAAAUAAAAUAUUAUUGAUGGGUAUGAUAAAUAAUUGGCUGAGAAAGAUAAAGAAAUAGAAGAAGCUAAUCAUUAUAUUUCAGAGCUUCAUACUUAAUUAGAAGAAUAAACAACAAAUAUUGAAGAGAAAUAAAAAUACUUAUUUGAUGAAGUAAACACUUGGAAAAAGAAGUUUAUAGAAUAAAAUAAGUAAAGUCUUUUUAAAUAAUUAUUAAGGGAAUUUCAUUAAAAAUAAGAAGAAUUGAUGACUCUAUAGGCUGAAUUAGAUAAUCUUAAAAAUUAAUAGAUUAUACUCAAUAAAUCUAGUGAUUAUAAAUCAACUAAAUGA